CUGUCAGGUGGUGAGAGGACUGCUGGAUAUCUGAGCCUGGAGGUUUAACUAGAGGGCUCCUCUUAAACUCUUUGGAUAAUUUUCUUCUUUUUUUUAACUUUCAGAUCAUUUUAUUUUUUUAUUAUUUAAUGUUGGUGUUUUGGACAUAAUUGAACUUUAAUCUGAAGAUAUAGACUUGCUGCUUCCACCACACGCUUUUGAGGAGUUAAAAACAACCGUUGAAGGACCGUUUUAUCACAGACGUUUAUUCUGUGUGUUGUUGUUGUUGUUGUUGUUGUUGUUUGUGAGACACCCAUCUUUGGAUAAACUGCGUGAUCAUGGCAGACUUCCCAUCCAAGGUUACAACAGAAACUGGCACCCCCAACUCCCAGAGCUCCCAGCAGGGGGGCAACAGCCUCCAGAGGCUGGGUGCUAACAUCUCCAACAGGGUGGACACGUCCUUUAUCCGGAGCGUCCCGGCCAUCCUCAUGUUGGCCGAAAUAAUUCUGGGGCUGCUCCACUGGGCGUUGAUAGCCAGCACCCCCUACCACUGGAUCCCAGCGUAUAACUGGGUGAUGUUUGUGGCUGUCACUCUGUGGAUCUUCACCAUCGUCCUCUUUUGCUUAUUCCUGUUUGGACAACAGCGGUUAAUUGUUUGGAACCGACCCCUGGUGGUGAUGGUGUAUUACGGAGUAGCUUCAGUCCUCUAUCUGUCCGCCUUCUUGGCCAACGCAGCAUCUGUGCACCCCUAUUACUCCUCCAUCUACUACGGCCAUUUUGCAGCUGCUGCUUUCUUUAGUGCUGUGGUGACGAUAGUGUACGGUGCCAGUACUUUCUUCAGCUAUUUGGAAUGGAGGCAAGAUGGAGGAAACGCUGCCACCAACACAGUACCGGCCUAGGAUUACAACCUGUCAUUCUGAUACUCCCUGUUUUAUUUCCUUUAAAAUACUAAAGUUAUUCCAGACAGAUGUCAUAGUCACUAGAUGUUUACCUCUCCAUUAUGAAAAAAAAAUGUUCAAGAACACUGGAUUAUCUUCAUAUAAUGUACUGUAUCACUGGUGAACUGCACUGAGACCUCAAAUUCAGACAUUCCUGAAAUAAUAUUUUUAAUAAUGCUAUUGUAAAUAUACAAAUAAAGAUGAACACUCCUUAGACUGUUUGGUAAUACCACAGGGAAGUUAAAUACUUACUCACAGCUUCAGGUUUGUGUGUAGGAUUUAGGGGGACCUAUUAGCAGCAAUAACUGUGGGCCUUUCUCAAUCUGCACUCUGUUCUGUUUUGUGUUCUCCUGGUCAUCUUUGUGGCCCAAUACACAAGUUGGCAUUUCUGUUUUGCAAGAGAGCGAGAGAGGUAGCAGCACAUAACAGACACAAAACAGAAGAACAGACAAUGUUACAAUAUAAAACAUCCCAACAAACAGAGUGCAGUACAAUACCAAUUAUCAAAAAUAUCAGUUUACAGAUGCCCCAAUGAUUGUAAUGAUGACUGUAUUCAGUUGGUUACAAACCAAUAUUAAUGCAAGAAGCCACCAAAUCUCAGACGUUGCUCCCUUAAACCAACAUGUUGGGAAAUUCACCAAAUUUGCCUUCUUGCCAGGAGUUACAUAUAUUCAUAUCAUAGCCCAUGUCUUUAUGAUAAACAUAAAGCUACAGUAGGUCUGUUAGCUUAGCGUAGCAGAAAGAAAUGGCUAGCCUGGCUCUGUCAGAAAGUAACAGAUUCUCCUCAGCAGCACCUCUAAAGCUCAUUGUGUCAUCUACCUGUUUCUCCACCUAUAAUCAUUAUGCUAAGCUAUGCUAACUGGUUGCCUGUUGUAGCUUCAUACUUAACAUACAGACAUCAAGUGUGGUGUCAAUCUAUUCACCCAACUCUUAGCAAGAAAGCAGAUAAGCUUAUUUGCCAAAAUGUCUUAUAAGUAAUGUCACUCAGAGUAUGGAGAUGAGGACUUUAAGGAAAAAAGAAGUUACAUUCUCAUACUCAUAACAAAUCUUGAUAAUAAUACAACAUGUUACAUACUUUGGGAAAGCAUAUUAUCCUGCAGAAAUCUUAUGUGAUUUUCUCUCCUGGGUGCCCAGGCUAUCAUUGAACCUUACAUUUUCCAUAGACAGAGCCAAAACACUGAUAAUGAAUAGAAAAAUAAAUAAAACUGACUCUUUUAAUAAUGUAUGUUAUAAAAAUGCAUGAUUUCUGCAGGACAUUAAUGACUCUUUAAUAAUUCAAAAAUUGUUUCAGGAAGGAUUGAUCGGUCUGUGGAAAGUGUUCAACAUAUUUCUUUGAUUUAUAUGAUAUAGUGCUUAACUCCUGUUGUAUGUGCCUUUAUGAAAUAUGCUGUCUUUUUGUACCAAGAAUUUGAAUACUAGUGAAAUCCUGUGAUGAUUGUUGCGGCUCAAGCAUGCACUUGUUCG
Molecule: messenger RNA, 2381 nt
Organism: Centropristis striata (black sea bass)
Lineage: Eukaryota; Metazoa; Chordata; Actinopteri; Perciformes; Serranidae
Gene: pllp
Product: plasmolipin
Exons: 4
Coding region: 318-878 (186 amino acids)
Biological process (GO): myelination
Cellular component (GO): membrane
Molecular function (GO): structural constituent of myelin sheath
Source: RefSeq, a predicted model, not a curated record